AACAAAACAAGCCACUACUUCUAUAUACGGUACCUUUAUAUAAGACAAUAACGACACAAUCUGUCAUUGUUACCUGUGAGAAAAAGAAAGUUUAUCUACUAAUAAAAUAGAAAAUAAAAUUAGUAAUAAUACUAAUAAAAUCUCUCUGUUUUUCAGUCAGUUGUCAACAGUGCAAUAUAUUUAUCUCUGCCAUAGAUAGAUAGAUAGAUAGAUAGAUAGAUAGAUAGAUAGAUAGAUAGAUAGAUAGAUAGAUAGAUAGAUAGAUAGAUAGAUAGAUAGAUAGAUAGAUAGAUAGAUAGAUAGAUAGAUAGAUAGAUAGAUAGAUAGAUAGAUAGAUAGAUAGAUAGAUAGAUAGAUAGAUACAUACUUUAUUAAUCCCCAGGGAAAUUCAAGUGUUCAGCAGCUUACCUACAACAACAUAAAUAACAAAAAGACAGGACAGGCAGGUUAGUAACAUUAACAUUAAAGGUCAGUAUAUACUCUGAAAAACUUGCUGUAGAAUACUAUAAAACAACACUUCUAAUUUUAGAAUCUAUACAAAUACUAAAUGCAAUUAAAAUUCAAUAUGCAAUAUUUACACAUUUCAAGGCACCGUGAUUUAAAGUGGUUUAAAGUGAGUUUGAGUAUUCAUGCUUGUUCUCACUGUCUUAUCGGCUCCUUUUGUAAAUAUAUUUAUAUUUUUUAUCUGUCCUAUUCGUACUUUGUGCCACAAGAGUUGUUUUUUAAUUUCGUUGUACAUUGUGUGUGUAUAAUGAUAAUAAAAAGCAUUCUAUUCUAUUCUAUUCUAUUCUAUUCUAUUCUAUUACUGUGAUAUUGUCAUAGUCAUCACGGUUAUGUUCCAAUCAUUAUCAGCUUUUCAGUGAACUAAUUUAUUAGAUCAGAUUCAGCUUUAUUUUUACUGCCUUGCAUUGGGUACUAGUACUAAAACAAUAAAAUGCAGUUUAGCAUUUAACCAGAAGUGCACAGCAGCAGUAAAAUGCAUUAUUUACAGUAUGCUGUAUACAUUAUGUUACAGUAUCUAAUUACUAGAACAAAAAUUAUGGGAAUAACCAAAUGAGUUUUCAUAAUAAUGCCACAAAACAACAUUUUGUCAUUGUCGAGUAACACUUAGGGUCGACUGACUUGCUUUUUAAGUAAAUAUAUUUUUAUCCCUUUUAAAAUGUCCAGUUAAUCAACUGUUAAGCAACAAAACGCCUGGCUUACAAAACUGAUUCAGAUUUUUUUUUAAAUUUAGGAAAGUACUUUAAAACACCAGUUGAUUGAUGAUAUAAUUAACUCUAUAUAUGUUAUUUUUUUCUAAUUAUCCUAAACAUUUAGGCAAUCAUACAUUUUUCUUAUAGCGAAAACUUCAAAGUGUUUUGAACACAUUUUUACAGUUUAAACGUGUUUUGGACACAUGAUUACAAAAUCGAAAGUAGAUUUUCAAAAAGCAGAACUUUUUGUCAGCAAAAAAAAAUGCAACCUUCAGGAGUGACAUGCAUUUGUGGUUGUGUCCAUGCAGAGUGUAGUUUCAGUUUUGUUUUUAUAGAUAGAUAGAUAGAUAGAUAGAUAGAUAGAUAGAUAGAUAGAUAGAUAGAUAGAUAGAUAGAUAGAUAGAUAGAUAGAUAGAUAGAUAGAUAGAUAGAUAGAUAGAUAGAUAGAUAGAUAGAUAGAUAGAUAGAUAGAUAGAUAGAUAGAUAGAUAGAUAGAUAGACAGACAUGCAACUUUCACCACAAUAAAACCCUAACUAUAAACCUAUCCAUUACAAGGGUCAAUAUAUAAUUGAGGGACUUUUGAAGUCCAUCAGAUAUGUCUUGUAUGCUUUUAUUUUAAAAGUAAAAAAAAGUUUUUAUGUUCAUUAUGAUCAUGUCUUUACAAAUUCCAUAAUUAUUUAUUAUGGAAACAAUCACUUAUUAAUAAAAAUGACUGGAUAUCACUAAAAUGUCAACUAAAUAACCAUCCCAAUUUAAUAACAACCACCUUCUAAUUAGUUAAACAGUAAUACAAUUAGUUUAUUCAAAAAUUGCUUGAUGUUCUUUUUAUUAAGUUGAGAUAAUCAUGACAGAUAUUUCUUUUUUGGCAAUAUAUCAAAUUUUAUGUAGAAAAUAACUAAUUGUAUCUGUGUCUGAGAAAUCAUUUUCAACUAACUUACCCAUUACAAAAACACCUCUCAAGGAAGUAUGUUAAUUCCAGAUCACAUGACCUGCUCCACAUGAUGUCAUUUCCUCCUGAAGAAAAGACUGGCCAGACUCCAAGGCUUUCUGAGUUAUUUAAUAUAAAGUAGUGUCUGAGUCAAGUGUGGAUUUAUGGCAUGUCAACAGGUUUACUACAAUAUCUUUAGAAAUAACUUUCAAUUUCAAUUUUACUCAACUGUAUAUAUAAUAUUUAGAAGAAUCUUUCUGUAAAAAUGCCAUGUGGUGUUUGGUUAUAGGCAGCCAUGUUGAUUUUAGGGCUGAAAACAGCAAAAAUGUCAACUAUGAUACAAAAAGUAUAUUGACCCACAAGAGAUUUGCUGGGUAAUAAGAUCACCUUAUUAGUUUAGGGCAUGGUAAAAUAGGGAAUAAAAGCCAAAAUAAAAUAUUCAAACUGACAAUUUUCGCCUAUAAUAAAACCCAAACUAAAAACUGAUCCAUAACAAGACAUUUGCUGGGUAAUAAGCUCAUGGUAAAAUAGGGGAUAAAAGCCACAACUAUUUGUUUAAAUACAAUCCACUUCAAGUCGAAAAUGUAAAGUUCACACAUGAUAGAUAGAUAGAUAGAUAGAUAGAUAGAUAGAUAGAUAGAUAGAUAGAUAGAUAGAUAGAUAGAUAGAUAGAUAGAUAGAUAGAUAGAUAGAUAGAUAGAUAGAUAGAUAGAUAGAUAGAUAGAUAGAUAGAUAGAUAGAUAGAUAGUGCAAUGCUAUGAGUUCCCACAGAGGGGCGCUUUCCUCAAACUGUGUAUAGUCCCCUAUGUUCUACAGUGAACAGUUUAUUGCUGACAGAAUGUUGCAACUUCUUGGUGCGCCAACAAAUUUCAAAUUUAGUACAAGUUUUUAAAAUACUGUGACACUUGACAUCGCCGCAUACGUGCGUGCAAUUUCAGAUAUAUAUAUAUUUUAAAAUAACCACUCAUGCACCGCUUUUCUAUUUUUCAGGAAUCGCAAUUCAAACCGAGUGAUUGCAUGCAGCUCUUCCAACAGCGGUGCCGUUGGCGUGCCACAGGUCCAGUUGCGCAUCUACAUUUUCCUGCGGCACAUGGGCCGUAAACUUGGCACUUGCACGAUGUUUGGCAUGUCACAGUGUUUACCAUCCGUUUGCAGCACGGCUUGUCAAGUAGUCACGGUGAGCCACGCCUAUUAUCCAUGUGCUUCAUCCUCCAAUCUCUCCAUCCCUCUGCACCACACGCUCCGUAUUUUGCAUAAAAUGUGUAUCAGUAGGGCAGCGCUCUCCCCGGCACAUGCAGAGCGCACAUGUAGCGUGGCUUUACUGAACACAUACCACGGUCGAAUAAGCGCAUCAAACUCCCCUCAGCUCCAGAUCCCCGCCAAUGAAAAUGCACAAACGCGUGAAGGAGAGAGAGGGAGAGAACGGACUGCGCGAGAUGCAAAGAGUGAGCCAAAUCUCACACAAACAGACACAACACAAGUUGGGGCGAGCGGAAAGGCGGUCACAUUUCCUACUCACCUGCAAACGUGAUUGAUGUGGGUGUUUAUAUCAGUGGGUGUGUAUGUCAUGCCUGACAGUGUGUUCGCGGAUAUGCUGACUCCACUUUCUUGGAAUUCAUGAGAAUCGCUUAAUCUUCGCUCGUGCAACAUCACGCGCGCUCGAGCUGAAGUCCAGCACCCAGAGCGCAGAAGGUACCCAGGUAUCCUUGAGGAGACCAGUCUAUCUAACUCACCUCUGUCAGAGAAGACGUGACACCUGCACAACUACUCUACAGUUUACCGGGCACAACUUUACGCGCUUUGGACACCUUUUCCAUCCCAUCACUGCUUCCCAUUUCUAUUUGGCGCUCUAUGGAGCAGGUGCUUUGCGCAAAACAAUUUCUUCACUUUCUGGUCUGUCUUAAAAAGACUUUUGCUCCAGCAUAGUGACAUUCACAGACAUCUGUCGUCAAGUUUCUUCAAAGUCUUCAACAUCAGCAAGAGAAAUGGACAACAGCCCAGGCGGCGGUGGAGGAGUCAUCCUGUAUGCAGGUUCCUCUGGUAGUUCCAGCCCCAGCCCUGGAAGCCCCUCCAGUGGCUACCAGACACAGUCACCCUCUUCACACUCUCAGCCCUCAUCUCCAGAGGAGGUUACCUUCACAGAGAUUGGGGCGCUGAAACAGCGAGCAGCUGGAUGCAACACUCCUUCCUCCAAACUGGUGUUCCAGUUCCCAGAGGUCUACAAUGGACCCUCAGCAGCAGCUACUCCGCAGCAUUCCUAUGCACACCCCAUCGCAGGAAAGAGGCCAUGCGGGUUCGCAGGGACUUUCACCAAAACAGGUGGAAUGGUCCUGCUUUGCAAAGUCUGUGGGGACAUCGCAUCUGGUUUCCACUAUGGGGUGCAUGCAUGUGAGGGUUGCAAGGGGUUUUUCCGCCGCAGCAUCCAGCAGAACAUCAACUACAAGAUGUGUGUGAAGAACGAGAACUGUCUGAUCAUGCGCAUGAACCGCAACCGGUGCCAGCACUGCCGCUUCAAGAAAUGCCUCUCUGUUGGCAUGUCAAGAGAUGCCGUGCGUUUUGGCCGCAUCCCUAAGAGAGAGAAGCAGCGACUCCUAGAUGAGAUGCAGAGCUACAUGAACAGCCUAAAUGAGUCGGCUGCCAUGGACAUGGAGUCAUCUUCAGUGAGGGAAAAUCCCACCAGCACAGAUGACAGCAACUCGAAAGAGGCCAUCGGGGCCAUUUCCAGAGCCUACCGCAACAUCUUCACCAGCAACAGCAGCAACCAGGAGAAAGCAUCCAAGAGGGCCAACAUCCACACCAACAACGACACAACGCCCUUUCCUCAGGAUGGCAGUUUUCCUCCAGUCUCAUCUCACCCCACCUCUGCCCAGAGUUAUCAGUCUUGCCCUGUUGCCCCUGCCACUCUGUGCCCAGCUGCCUCUAAUGAAAACCAACCCUCAUUUCACAAUGUGGACAACAAUCGAUAUUCCAACUUAGUGUCAACAAAUCAGAAUUACAACCAGUCCAAUGCUACACCUCAAAGGAGCAUCUCUGCCAAUCCCAACGGUUUUCGCAAUGCAGGAAGUGCCCACAAUCAGCCCUCCUGCCCAUGGAAAUUAGCUUCAGGAGCUAAAGUGCUGGCCUGUCCUCUCAACGCGUGUCCUGUAUCAGGGGCAGAGCGCUCAAGUCAGGAGAUAUGGGAGUCUUUCUCUCAGUGUUUUACCCCUGCUGUCAAGGAAGUGGUAGAGUUUGCCAAGGGCAUCCCAGGAUUUCAAGAGCUUAGCCAGCAGGAUCAGGUCAUGCUGCUAAAAUCAGGCACCUUCCAGGUUCUGAUGGUGAGGUUCUGCAGCUUGUUCAAUGCUAAGGAGCGUACGGUGACCUUCCUGAAUGGCCAAACUUACCCCCUGUCCACGCUGCGGGCCUUGGGCAUGGGCUCUCUGCUGGAUGCAAUGUUUGAAUUCAGCGAGAAGUUGGGCUCUCUGGGGCUAGAGCCUGAUGAAAUGGCCCUCUUCAUGGCUGUGGUGCUGGUCUCUGCAGACCGCUCUGGCAUCUCGGACAUGUGGGCCGUAGAGCAACUACAGGAGGGUCUGAUCCGCGCCCUACGAUCGCUGAUCACUCGCCGUCGCCCAGAUGACACUGCACUCUUCCCUAAACUCCUCCUGCGCCUGCCAGACCUCCGCACCCUCAACAAUCUGCACUCCGACAAACUGUUGGCCUUUCGCAUUGACCCUUGAGCAGGCCGCUCAUUGACAGAACACACAGACGCAAACUGUUUAACACAGAACACACACACACACAUAUUAUCUUCCAUGGGCAGGACUUCCUUCAACAUUGAGGAACAAGGAAUUGUGCAAUCUGAGGAGUGUUUCUGAAAAGGAUAGAUGAGGGCAGUGACCAUAUUUUUGACUCACUAUCGACCUUCAUGCAAUGUUUUCAGAAAAAACAUACACAUACAAACUCAUGUACACACAUAACCCUCAACACCUCUUAAGAGACAUUGUUCCUGUAAAAAAAAAAAAAAAAACAUUUAAAAUCAUUGUGUAGAGUUACUAUUACUGUUUUGGACAAAUCAUUUGUGCACUUUGUCAUUAUAUCCAGUGUACUUAAGAAUAAAAGCCAGUUCACUUCUGUUUAUUCCGGUAGUUGUACAGUAUCAACAGACCAUCACCAAGCAGCAGCUGAAAGAUGCAUAUUCUAGAUUGAAACGGUUAUUACUUAGGGACCAUUGGUGACAAAUGACUAUGUGUCAGUUGGUUUUAAAAAAGAAAGGGAACCUGUAUAUAAUACAUAGUGAAACCUGAAAUAAUAAGGCCAUUGUGUAUCACUAUUUCACAAACAUACCAUCUGCAUUAGUACUGGAAUGAGACCACUAUUUUUAUGUGUCACUUGUAUACAACAGGAUGCAUUCAGUCUCUUACUAAUUUCUGACUAAUCUUCCAGAAAACAUGUGGCACACUGGGUUUAAAUAUGCCACCUUCAUAAGUCAAUGGCAUUAUUAUUAUUUCACAAAAACUUCACGUCUGUGUCACUGUAUCGUAAUACAUCUGGAUCGAUGGAGAGAGAGCGCUCCAUGCACAUUGGGUUUUGUAGUUCCUUUGUUUAUUUUUUUUUGUUGCUGUAAAUAUUGUUACUCAAAUGUCUAUGUAUCAAUUACUAAACUGAUAUGAUGGUUUGGACAUAUGAGUUUGGUGUAAAGAAGAAUGUAUUGACCUUCUUGUAUUAAGCUGGGGGGGGGUUCUUGCCAAGGGGGCUUUGCACAGGAGAAUGUGUAGUAGGGAUUCUCAGACGGCUUAGACACACUUCCUGCUAUUUGAUGAUGUAACCAACCAGCAUAAUCCCUGAAAUCACCAGCACUCGCUCCACAUGCACCCUUCCUCUGCCCCAAAUGUUUGUCAUACAAACACAAGAGAUAUUUUUGGGUGAGAGAUCUAAUUUGAUUGGUCCUCUUACUGUUAGCUUGUUUGAUUAUGGCUGAUUGAGCGUUGUACAUUUUGUAAAUUUUUCUUCCUAAAUAGAGAUUAUACAAUGAUAUAAAGUUCAAAUUAUGUAUUA
Molecule: messenger RNA, 7153 nt
Organism: Amphiprion ocellaris (clown anemonefish)
Lineage: Eukaryota; Metazoa; Chordata; Actinopteri; Pomacentridae
Gene: nr1d4a
Product: nuclear receptor subfamily 1, group D, member 4a
Exons: 8
Coding region: 4108-5835 (575 amino acids)
Biological process (GO): positive regulation of transcription by RNA polymerase II; hormone-mediated signaling pathway; cell differentiation
Molecular function (GO): RNA polymerase II cis-regulatory region sequence-specific DNA binding; nuclear receptor activity; zinc ion binding
Source: RefSeq, a predicted model, not a curated record